GACCCUAAUAACUAGUUUGGUAUAGCCAUGGCCCAAAUAGCCCUAAGCGCUGCACCUGGUUUUUGUAACUUAAUUGCUAUAUGUCUUUUAACAAGUAUCAGGUCUAUUGUCUGCCUCAAUUUGCCCAGUUUCUCUGGUGGGCUUGAUCCAUGGGGAAAACCAUACAGUCAGAAGUAUCGAGAUGUUAGUCCUUAUUUCGCCCGUCAUCUGCUAUUAGAUGGGCUUUACUAUUCAUAUGUAGAUGAUGGCCUAACUGAGAUUGUUGGAUUUAGAAAUGCCUGGCAGGGGCUUCUUUUGCUCGCCCCAAAUGGACAUGGGACUCGUCUAGCACAGGUCAAGGAAAGGAAAACUGAAAAGGUAGAUCGAAAUUUGGCAAACCAAGAUCUGACAGACUGGAGGAAAGUUCAACCACCAGAAAUCAAAAGAGGUGGUAGAACAGAAAUUAUCAAGUUGCAGAUAACAGAUCCAAAUCAACAAGCAAGGCAAAUGCUGAAUGCUUCAGAUGUCAUAAAUUUUGAGCUAUUCUACAACAAGGGUGACCAAAUAGAUCUCGCAUGUUUUAUAGACAAUAAUUAUGUUGGAGAUCUGGAUGACAGAAAAAGCACUUUUGGGUUUGUUUUUAUGUUGCGAUAUGGGUCAGUUUCAUGGUCUUCUAAGAAACAGCCCAUUGUGACUUUAUCCACAAUAGAAGCAGGGUAUGUGGUAUCGACUUCUUGUGCUUGUCAAGCUAUUUGGUUGAGAAGAGUUCUAGAAAAACUUGAGCUGAAUCAACAUGAGGCCACUUCAAUUUAUUGUGAUAACAGUUCAGCUAUCAAGCUUUUUAGAAAUCCAGUUCUGAACGGGAGAAGCAAGCAUAUACAUGUGAGGUAUCAUUUCUUACGCAACCUGGUAGAAGAUGGAACAAUUGAGUUGAGUUACUGCAGAACUGAAGAUCAAGUGGCUGAUAUAUUCACAAAACCCCUCAAAAAGCAACCCCUCCCUACAGAUGAAGACACAGUAGUUAAUGAAAUUUCUCACUUUCGUCAAGUGAGCAUGCUAGCCACCCCAUUUUGCCGAUCCAAGAGCGUGUUGGACCCAUCUUUCCGGCCUAGUACUCAAGAGGAAGAUUCUGAUUCUGAUGAAGAGGAAGAAGAAAGAAGGAAGUCUGGUGCAGCUGAGACUUUCAGACUUCCUGACCGCAUUGAUAUAGCACACUUAAGUUAAGAAGUCACUAUACAUGACCUUUCUGAAUUCUGCACCCAUUUUACAUUUCUGUCACCAGCACACAAAUUCUUUUUGCAUGACAUAUACUGCCACCACUGUGGUUUUAUUUUUUUAUUGGUUUUUCGUCCCACAGGAUGAUUUACUAGUUAGAAUGUACAGUCCAGCAAACAAUUUCUCUUCUUGGUGAAUACACCGACAUCCAUAUAGCUUUUUUACUGUAGAUUUCAGUUAAGUUUUAUGGAUAUUUCUAUGUAAGGUUCGGUGAGCCAUCUGGAGAGAUUGUAAGCAAAUUUUAUUGAUCUUGAUGAGAACUUGAGCCAUUCAUUUUGCCAC
Messenger RNA from Rubroshorea leprosula, 1536 nucleotides. The record is from the annotation of a GenBank genome assembly. NCBI's taxonomy places the organism in Eukaryota, Viridiplantae, Streptophyta, Magnoliopsida, Malvales, Dipterocarpaceae.